Molecule: messenger RNA, 2113 nt
Organism: Exaiptasia diaphana
Lineage: Eukaryota; Metazoa; Cnidaria; Anthozoa; Actiniaria; Aiptasiidae
Product: 5-hydroxytryptamine receptor 4-like
Exons: 1
Coding region: 475-1500 (341 amino acids)
Biological process (GO): G protein-coupled receptor signaling pathway
Cellular component (GO): membrane
Molecular function (GO): G protein-coupled receptor activity
Source: RefSeq, a predicted model, not a curated record
UUGUUCCAAAUAUAUUAUUCAGUUAAGAAGAAAACAGCAUAAUUGAAGCAAGAGAGCCGCAAACAAGUCAUUGAGUCACCAAGCCAUCGUUUCCAUUUAAAUAAAAAGCCUCUUAUUUAGUAAGUCAAAGGCAUUGGUCCUCAGAAAACGUUUACAAAGCUACAUUCGAAAGCAGAAUGGUGAUUAUUCUACCGGGUUGAAAGAACCGCAUGUUAUUCCAGAAUAAAUAAUUUCAAGUUUUGUCACCAAUCACGAUGAAAGCUCAGAUGAAAAACGCUACUCAAUGUGUGCAAAUURAAACCGAAGUAAUCGCAACGGAACGUUGGCACCUGUUCAAAUGAAUUGAUUAAUAUCAUAAAUUCAAAUCUCGUUAUAUUACAACGGACUUAGUAUUUAGUUAACAAUCGACAGUCUUCCGUACUGCGAAACCCAUUACAAGAACAUUUCAGUGCAAAGUGAGUAGCUGACUUCACCAUGGACGCGAAUCUCACAUGGCGAGAACAGCUCGCACUCGACCUUGAAAAUAGAAACGGUGCUUUGGUUGUCUUUGAGUCAUUCRUGAUGAUUAUUGUAAACAUUUUAUCUGCUGUUGGUAACGUUUUAUUUUGCGUGGUAAUUUACAAAACGCCUUCUUUACAGAACAAAACGAACAUGUACAUCACAGUUCUUGCAAUGGCGGACACUUUAAAAGCAUUUAUGGUCAUGCCCUUGACGCUUGGAGUACUGCUUCAAGGCAAAUGGCUCUUCGGUCACACAAUGUGUCAAGUCCAGGGCUUUUUCAUUUUAUUGUUAUCCUUUGGCGCACUGCAAACCAUGUCGCUCAUUGCUUUGAACAGGUAUUUCUGUGUCGUCAGGCCUUCUUUGUACAGAAAGUAUUUCCAAAGAAGUUACUGUAUAGCAAUGCUUGUUUGCAUUUGGUUGACCUCGYUUGCUGCAGCAGCGGCGCCACUGGCUGCUCAAAUUGGCUCGUUUAUCUUCGCAGCGGGUCGRUCUUGCUGUUGGAUCAUCAUUCCAGAAUUCACUGCCAAUAUUUCAUACACUGCCCCAGUUYUAUUCCUCUUCAUUCUUCUGCCUUUUGGUGUCAUUAUUACUACUUAUGCCAAGGUCUUUUURACAAUACGAAACCACAGUCAAAAUAUCACUUCGCAUCAAACUAAUGAUAACACAACCAUAUCUAGUAGGGAAAUCAAAGUGACCAAGCAAAUUUUCGUUCUGGUUGUUGGAUUUGGAUUAUGCUGGAUUCCUUGUAUCAUUAUAGAGUUGCUGGACUCUUUUCUUCCUGGCGGUGCCCUGUCUCGAGGCACAUACAUGACUUAUAUUUAUCUUGGGUAUAUUUCCAGUGCUCUUAACCCUAUCUUGUACGGUAUUAUGAACCGGUCAUUUAGGGCGGCGUUUUUAAACAUUUUUUGUUUCCAGAAGAUAUACAUUCAUCCCACAUCAAUGGGAGGUAAUGAAGCACAGAAGGCAACCGAACAGCAUGAGCUUUCGAGGGCCAGAUAGCAUAACAUUUCAGUAAUUUCUGAGAAAAACUGUGAUAUAAAAUGACCAGUUUUAUUGAGUACAUUUCUGAUGCUAAAUUCCAAGUUUUAAGCUAGAGGAAAAUUAUAAAGCGCAAAUAGAAACAAAUUCGUGUUUUUUUUGGCAUUAAGCAUUUAAAUAGGAAAACAAUACCAAGCAAGGGGAUUUAUGUUGUCUAUAACACCACCAGUAAAUUUCUACAUAUCAUAUGUCAUCUUAGUGUUUUAUAGAACAAAGUAGGCUACGUGCAGUGCAUUCCCCAAACUCAAAGCCAAAAAGGAGGACCUUUCUAAAAAAAAGAUUAUAUAGGAAAAGAAAAUGAUGGAUGAUGGAUGAUGGAUGCCGUGGUUAUUAUUUUAUCAAUAAGCAAAGUUCUACUGGUUAAAAUGCUGUGCUAUGCUUGAAGGAAUUAAUGUUUCAUUGCGUUUCGUGCCAGAUACUGACAGCUCCAUUGAUGCAUAUGUCACUAAUAACACCGAUGUAUAAACCUACUUGCAGAAACGUUGUCAAAAAUAGGACAUUUGUAUUUAGUAAAAAGGAAAAAAAUUAAAAAGACAAAAGAAGAUCACUAAGGCUGAACGCUUUCUUUUGUCUU